Messenger RNA from Closterium sp. Naga37s-1, 1164 nucleotides. NCBI's taxonomy places the organism in Eukaryota, Viridiplantae, Streptophyta, Zygnematophyceae, Desmidiales, Closteriaceae. The record is from the annotation of a GenBank genome assembly.
AUGGCGUGCUCAUCACUGGCUGCGGCGUCCAGCGGCCUUUCCUUCGCCUCUCCAGCUGUCACUGGCAUAAGCUCUUCCAGCAUUGCGAGACGAGACGCUCUAAGGCCUUCACCGGCACAACCGGUGCGCGUGGCACCGCGAGGAGCGGCGCUUGUUGCUGCAGCGGUGGCGACGUCGGCGCCAGUGGCGGGAGUAGCGGAUCAGCAGCAGCGGCGGCAGCUGGAGGCGCUACCUCUGUCACAACUGCGCGCCAUGGCUCGCGCACGGGGCAUCUCUGGCGGCGGCUCCAAGGCAGAUCUCAUCUCCGAUCUGCUUCGCGCCGCUGAUACGAGCUCGUCGUCCGCCUCACAGCCCACCUCCGCCGCGUCCGCGCAACAACCCGCCAGCGCCCCCCAAGCGGCGGUAGGGGUAGAGCCGGCGGACGAAGCGCAGGGCCUGGAGAAGCGGCUGCUGGCAACGCCCUUGGCGGCUCUGCGCGCCAUGGCGCGGCAAAAAGGGCUGCGGGGGAACACUAAGGAGGAGCUCGUUGCGGCACUCGUUGCCGCAACACCAUCUCUCCCCUCGUCCGUGCCCGUUUCCUCUGCUUCCGCCUCCGCCAGCUCCGCCUACCCCGCCGCCUCCGCCCCCCUCCCGUCCAAUGGCUCCGUCGCGGCGUUCGUUCCCGCGCGCGCUGUUGCUGCUCCUGCCGCCAAGCCCAGCCCUGUGACGCUUGUUGCUGAGGCCCCUGCUCCUGCGCCAUUCAUUCUUCCGUUCCAGUCGGAAUUCAGCUCAACACUGACACCAUUGCAGGCGGUUCAGCUGCAGGAGGAGCUGGCGUCGCUCAGGGAGGCCAUGGCAGCACUGCAGGCGGACCAGAAGGUGAUAUCGGCCGACAGGGAGGGGCUGAGGGAGCAAGCGGGCUUCCUGCGGAACCUGCUCAUUGGGGGCAUUGGCCUGGCUGCCGUGCCGCUGCUAUUGCCUGCUCAGAUUGCCACGACUGCUGCCACUGGAGGCGCUGUUGCAGGCGCUGCCGGGGGUGUGACUCAGGUUCUUCCUCCUCCCCAGGAGCCUGCACCCGAGGUGCGUCAGCUGUCCCCUGAGGACUUCUGCAAAACCCUACCUGCCAAUCUGCUCUCGCCCCAAGCUGCACGGUUCUGUACUGCUGUCAACCAAAUGGGGCUCUGA